Molecule: messenger RNA, 3554 nt
Organism: Daphnia pulicaria
Lineage: Eukaryota; Metazoa; Arthropoda; Branchiopoda; Diplostraca; Daphniidae
Exons: 3
Coding region: 638-2800 (720 amino acids)
Source: RefSeq, a predicted model, not a curated record
UCGGACGUAAACACGGAGAUUGUGUUUCCCACAGAUGCCUAGUCCAAGGUUAAAUUUAUUUUGACGACUCGAGUCCGUCAUUCGUCUGACACUUUCGAUUUCUUUAGCUGUUCUCAAGUAGCGGAAAUAUUUGCAGUUAUUAAUACUGUGCGCAGUAUGUUUGUGUGGAAACCACGGGAAAAAAGAAGCGUGAAUUUCAACAAACGAGUUCUGAAUCGGAAGCGGAACAGAAUAGGAAGAGGAAAUUUCCUGUCCUGAUUAAGAGUUUCAGGACCAAACGUUUGAUUCGGUUUUAUUCAACACAAUCGUCAAGACAUAACGGCCAAUUUUCCUUGUUUUGGCACGCCCUAUCAGGUCAAACUCAGAAGCAAAACCCAGUCAUAUUCUUUCCUUAAAUAUAUCAGCAGAAGAUAGACCCGACCUCCAUCAAAAGCCCCCGAGAAUAAUUUACCUUAGUUUUUUCUCCUGUAGAAAACACGACAUGUGUUAAUGAACUCGUCCGAUUAUUUUCCCAGAACCCAAAGCAAACGUUGGCAUUAUCUUUAAGUCCAGUCCGAGUCUACAGAAAUUUCUUUGUUCUGUGACCGUCAAGCAUAUCGAGUGAACGUAUUGACGCAUCUAGAAUAAAACAAGAGUGAUGAUGGCUGUGAUUCGAACUGAAGUUACGUUAUUCCUAUUUCAAGCGUGGGUUUUACUAACUUGUCUAGCGUCAUCGCUGCUGAUGACCGAUUCGGGCUAUGGUAAAUUCAAAUUAACGUCGGUGCUUCAUUCAUCCUCGAACCAAAGUCUAACAUCGAGGCAAAAUUUAAACAUGGAAGUGAUACAAAUUGUGAUGUCUCUAACCGAUUUCAUAACGACAAAUGUCAGACAAUCAUUUGACAAUGAGGGCGACGAUAAAGAUCACAAAGAAAAGAUUACGCAUUUUGGGCGGAUCCAAAGUGAAUUUGAAUACCACAAAGGAGAACUGAAAACAAUCAACAGAGAAAUCAAAUUGACGGGAUUGCUCAUGGGCUACUCCCAACACGAGGAGAAAAUUAAGCAAAGCUUAUUGGCUUUGCAUCAGUACCUUGAACAUCCUGACGAAAACAAUCGACACAUUUUCAUGCGGGAAGCGGCCAGUCUCACCAGCAGCAUCAGUGUCAUUGUCGACGGAUUGCUGGGGCAAAACGCUUUCAAUCCGGAUAUUAUGGCCGUCAUGCUAGACUCUAUCGGAUGCCAUGGGCGACAAUUGCACAAGAAAAUCAAGUUCAUAAUGAGCAUAGUUAUGACCGGACUUUGGGUGCGCGGUGAGUACCAAAGAAUGAGGAACUUAACAGAGCUGGACAGUUCGCAUUUCAAGAAUUUUAUCAUGACGUCAACGAUUAAAUUGACUAAGAGGCUCGACGACAUGGUCAUCGACUGUCAAGCGGAUGAGAAAAAUGUCAGCCAAGAGAUGCGCAAAGUUAUGAAAAGCCAAACGUCCCGUGCUAUAAAAUCUAUUGCCGAUGCUCUGCUUCAAUUCCUCGAAGACAAAUACGAUACCAAAAAGUGGAUCGUCGUUGUCCUACCGAAUUUAUCUGAAAAUUUGAUCGCCACACAUGGAAAUUGGUCGGGAAUCACAUCCGAAAAAUGGCACUACGUUCUCGAAAAAGGAAUAAUCGCUCUGGCCGUUUCGGUGAAUCAAAGCGACUGGUCAAAAUUCGUCUACCAAUCGGCCAGUAAUUUUUUAGAAAAAUUCGACAUUCCUAUACGCACGUCCCCUGGUUUACUAUUUGGAAUUCCAAGAUAUUACGUGAAUGCCAAACAAAUUCACGAACAUCUCAACCGUUUCCUGUUGCCGCUUCGAGCCAAGAGCCAGACAGACAUCCAAACUCUUGUGGUCGAAGUGGAUCCUGCCAAAGUGACUAUCACGGCCUCUAAUGGAACGGAAUAUUUGCGACUGUCUAAUCAAUUCAAUUGCUGUCACUUGGUGAUGGUCGUAAUCAAAUCCUCCGACUCGGAUUCUAUUCCCGCUGCUAGAAAUCAACAAAUUUGCGCUCACAGUCUCACGAAGGAUUCAAAUGAGCCCGGUCUUUUGCGCAACGAAUGGAAUCAAGCUUAUCUCUCCGUCUAUGACGAUAGAAACCAAGAAAGUCUACCCAUCAUUUUGGAUCGGGUGUGGCGGAACAGCUCCGGACAAAGAUGGCGAUUCGUCAACGACCAACUGAUAAACGAUCACAAUCAAUGUCUGACGGCCUGGACUGAAGGAUCGUCUUUACUCUACCAGUACGAUUGCCAUCGUGAUUGGGUCGGACAAAUCUGGCACCGCAACGGUCUACAAAUCGUCAACGGUUACAAUUUGUGUCUAGACUACGAAGGUGUCACCUACGACGGAACUAUGAGAGUUGUUCAGAAUUACUGCGAUUCGACUCCGUCGUUUCUCUGGGCCGACUGGGAUACGUCCUGCGAGGACGCCCUGGUUCCUCCUCCUUCCGGCGCCGGAAGCCGAUCCUUCCGCAACGAAUUCUCUAGACGAUAUUUGAGCGUGUACAGUGACGAAGAGUACGUGUUCGACAAACCCUGGAACAAUUCACCGGGAAAAAAUUGGACGUUCGUCGACGACACGCUGAGAAACGGUUUCGGCAAAUGUUUGAUCGGUAAAGGUUGGUACGUCCAGCAGGUCGAUUGUGACGGAAGCGACAAGGCCAAGCGUUGGACGUUGAACGAAAAACGACAAAUCGUUAGCGCUGAGGGUUACUGCUUGGGCGUUGGCGAUAAGGAAGGUUACGUAUCAUACACUUACUGUAAAGAUUCCGCAGCAUAUCGAUGGUGGUAUUACUAAUAAAUUUCUGAUAAGAGAAACCACAUCCGAAAGUAUCAAUUUGAUUUUAACCCUUAAAGGAAUAAUGCUGCCACGUUUCGUUGUGCUGACCUUGCCUAAAUACCGACGUUGGUAGAAGUUGAUAGUCGUUAUCAUUAAUUUAAGUUUGCGUGGAAAUAACAGAUAACAUUUUUGGAAACUCGAUAGCUUUGGAGAUUCAUGGACGGAAGGGAUUAUCAACUGAAAUUUGAUCACGUAAAUAUGCACUGCGCGUAAAUACGCGACCAUCAAUUUUUAUCUGGCGAAUGGAAAAACCAUCUCUCCAGACUAGACAAAAUGGAUAAAGUCUGCACUCUGCAGUAAUGGCUUGUAAGUGAAGUUAGCAGAACGAGUCCAUCAAGCGAGUUCUUUUUUAGCAGGCAGAAAAUGGUUCCAGCAAAGUUUUGAGUGAGUUUCAAAAUUUAAAUUAGACUGCCGAAAAUGCUCAGACUAUGUGUAGCGCUGGAAAGUGUAUCGCUCAUAAUAUUUCAAUUAUGUGUAAUCGUUGCGGCUUUUACUUCUACGAAAAAUACAAAUAGUGAUGGCAGCCGCAUAGGAAUGCUUAACAAAGAAGUGCUCUAUGUGAACCACAGUAUGUCCUCAGUCGCCAUUAAUCCAACAAGAGGCAAACGAUUCGUCAUGGAAGAAGCCAUUACGAAAAGCAUCGAAGUGGUGACGGAACUACUGGUUGAACUGAUAGUAAAUAACGUUGAACAAUCUUUCGAUAACGCAGAAA